AUGUUCCCCAAACGUACCGUUCCAAAGCCCAAAGACGGCGAACCUCAUAUCGUUGGUCGGCUGCUGAAGCGCCGGAAGACCUCCCCCGAAUUCACCAACUUGUUGUUUGACGACGCUCGCAUACUGAAGAUCCACGCCGAAGUCCACUGGCAGCAGGGCCAAUGGUGCAUCAGGGACCCUGGACUGAAGUUCGGUACCUUUUUGAACCAAACCCUUGUGGGUGCGGAACCGUUAGUGUUGUCGCCGGGGGACUUUGUCGGCUUUUUGUAUAAAUCCGCAGUGGAGAAGCUUGAUCGGGAGAACUUCAAAUGGGAAGACGGUUCGGAAAAGCGCAUUAGCCGCUGGUUUGAAGUGAAGAAGACGGCUGAAUACUUGGUGUUGGAUUCGGUGGACUUGCCUAACUUCCCCACGAAUGUCCCCCCGCCUCAGCAUUUACCGAAAGCGACUCCUCAAAAGCAGGCUUCCAAGGACAAGGCGGACAUCAGCAUCAACACUACUAAUACCCAACUGCUGACUAUCGGCUCGACGAAGCUGUCGAGCUCCACGCCUACGCCGAAGCCGUCAGAAGAAAAGGAGAAGCUGGAAAGUGAAGUCAAGCAGGACUUGACGAAGGAUACCCCUGACAGCAUUGUCAUUGAGGAUGACUCUGACGAAGACGACGAUGAUGGUGACGACGACGUUGAAUUCGAAUUGGAUUUCCCUGAUGCUGUCACCAACCAAUACGCCGUUGACACCUCCAACGAUUCUGUGUUCUCGAAGCAAGCCCACGACCUGACGGUAACCGGCAAUAGUCUCGACCUGCGUCAGGUGCAGAAAGAAGAAUUCGUCGUGGAAGAGGUGGGUCCUACUGAUGGUGGCUUGCUGGUAGCGUCCGGCGGUGACGACAAUUCCUACGAACUGAACGACGAAAGUGAGGUUUCGUUUGAUCAGCUUUUGCGGGAAUCCUAUGGUCGGAAGUCGCCGUCGGUCGAAAUCCUGUCGGACCAUGACGUUGGUCUCACUAAAUUGGUGAGCCCCUACAGUGAUGCGUCGUCGAUUGACGACCUUGACUUUGUUGUCGCCUCCACGAACUACGACAACCAUCUGGCCGAAAAUCUGCUGGCCUCACUGGUGGACUCGCUGGACAAUCUCUUCAGCGACAAUGACGAAGUUGCUGAUUUGAGAGCCGACAUUGCUGCGCAGAAGUGGUGUAUUUGCAGUGCUUCAUCCUACCCUAAUCUCCAGUCGUCGGCUCCUUCACUUCCUCCCCCUACCCCUCAGCUCAAGCUGUUGGCAGGGACCAAGCGCGGUCGUGACAGCGAAGAUGACGAUGAAGACGACGACGAUGCCGACUACCACCAACGUGUAAAGCGGCCGACUCUCUCCAAGAAGUCGUCGUUGCUCCGUCGGGUUGCCUCCGAGGCUGUUCGUGGCGCUACUUACUCGCUUGUGACGAUCUUAGCGUUGGCGUACCUCGGUAGCCCCCAAGAACUGGGCUAG
Molecule: messenger RNA, 1479 nt
Organism: Diutina rugosa
Lineage: Eukaryota; Fungi; Ascomycota; Pichiomycetes; Serinales; Debaryomycetaceae
Product: FHA domain-containing protein
Exons: 1
Coding region: 1-1479 (492 amino acids)
Molecular function (GO): protein binding
Source: RefSeq, a predicted model, not a curated record